Drosophila willistoni is the source of this 3005-nucleotide messenger RNA. It is a transcript of the gene Son, whose product is annotated as protein Son. Gene Ontology annotation, molecular function: RNA binding. The record is from RefSeq and is a predicted model, not a curated record. Bases 103 to 2751 code for a protein of 882 amino acids. Lineage: Eukaryota; Metazoa; Arthropoda; Insecta; Diptera; Drosophilidae. The transcript is spliced from 2 exons. Gene Ontology annotation, biological process: regulation of mRNA splicing, via spliceosome; regulation of cell cycle.
CUUUUGAUUCCCAAACAUCUGUUCCUCUUUAAACGCCUGUUCGCAGCAAGAUUGAAUUCGCUCUAAGAAAGAAUAAAUGGAUUUAAGCACAGGCCUAAGGCAAUGGUCGGGACCAUGACAGAAACUCAUGCAAAGAGCACUUCGGAUGUGGAGCAGUCAAGGUCGAAGGCGGAAACUCAAUCCCGGAUAGCAUCGGCAACUGCAACUGCAACUGCAAGUGCUCCGUCUCCUAGCAAGGUAAAAGUAAAAAGCGAAAAGGUUGAUGCUGAGGUGGAAGCCAAGUUGAAAGCUUUAAGGGCAAGAGAACGUGCCUCACGAAGCAAAAGCAAUGAGAAUGAAGCGGCCGCCGAUUCAGAGGGUGACCCUGGAGAGGAUAAAAAGGAUAUUGCCCCCGUGAAAUCUUCAAAUGAGAUACUUGCCGAGUUGUUUGGCGUGUUUAAUGCAGCACCGCCUGAGGAGUUGCUGGAUGACAAGAAUCUUCUUAAGAAACACAAAAAGGAAAAAAAGGAAAAGAAAAAAAGGGAUAAGGAGAAGUCAAAGGCGAAGAAGUUGGCCAGGCUAACGGAUGGCGAAUGUUCCGAAGCCGAAACUGAGGGUAAAAAACACAAGCACAAACGAAAAAAACAUAAACACAAGGACACCAAGGAUAAAGAUAAGCUAAAGGAUGGUGAAAGAACCAAGGAGAAACAUCUAAAGGAGGUGCUGAAAGAGUCUCUGCCAGUGAUAGUCAAGGAAAAAGAGAAGGAGAAGGAAAAAGAGAAAUCCCAGAGUAGAAAACGUCAUACGGAGAUGGGCAAUGCCUCUGCCCAUGUGCCUGUAGUUAAACGCGAACGUUUGGAUAAGGAACGGGAAAGAGAGCGAGAAAGGGAUCGUAGUCACAAUAGCUUUUACAAUGGACAACGUGAAACGGUUCGAUCCCGCGAAGCCUCUAAAUCCAAAAAUCGUCCUGAUCAUGACCAAUCCGAUGUUUCGCUCUCCGACGAAGAAUCGUUUCUACGGGAAAAAGCUUCAAAUGGACACGGACGUGGACGUAGACCAGCACAUAAUAGUUUUUAUGGUGAGCCCAAAGAGAACCAGCGUAGUCAUGCCCAUCCCACAAGCUCUAACCAUAGACGGCGACGCACUCGAUCACGAUCUCGCUCGCGGGAACUCGGUAUUGACAAGAAGCGACUGUUGGAGAUUGCGCGCAAAAACGCCAUUAGCAUGUUCAAGCGGGGCAACAUGCCCGGCGUUGACAACAUGUCACCUGAGGUGAAGGAUAAGGUGCUCCUCAAAAUGCGAUAUGGUGGUCGAACCGUUCAGGACUUAACGGAAUUCUGUAAAAAGAUCUCUAAUGGAGAUAAUUUGUCUGAUCUCAGCUCUGAGGAAGAUUCCGAUGUGGAUAAGAAUGGCAAUGCCAAGGCCUUUCACCAUCCCUUUCAAAUUAAAGAACGGGAGCCAAUCGUAAUGCAUAUCCGUAAUUCUACGCCACUUGUGCCAUCGACUGCUGCACAGCGGGAAGAGCAGACCAAGGCCAUAACCAUGCAGUUCCCCGUCUCUUCAGGUCAAGUGCAUCGUAUGAACGAAGUGUGGGUGCCCGUUGAGACGAAGGACUCAUCGUUGGCGCCAUUACCUGCGCUGCCGCCUGCGAAGCAAGCGACAAACUUGUUUAAGGAUACGCAAAAGAAUGUUUUUGCCAAGUCCAUACCGCAGCAAGAACAGCAAAAACCUGCCUUUAAACCAAUUCAAUCGUCGCAUGAGAUGGGAGAGUCUCUCACAGACGUGCCUAAUGGCUUUGUAGUGCCAUCUAGACCAGCUCCAGACCCGGUUCCCCCGCCUGCACCAGUAAGCAAACCUAUUGCUCCCGUAGUCGUUCAGAAGUUUGUUCCAGAAGUGCCCAUACCAUCGGCUAGAACUAAUGAUAACCCAUGUCCCCCUCCUGCACCGCCUACGCCAAUGCCACUGGCAAUGCCACCGGCAAUGCCACCGCCAACGCCUGCUAGUGUAUCCAUUUUUCCAGUCACCGCUCCGCCCUUAAUGGAUGUGUCUACCAUAAUCACGCAGCGCCUUAGUGCUAUACGCCGACUUCAAGAUAAUCCCGCCGAUUCGGAGGCCAUUAAAAUGAUGUAUAAUGCCCAGCGAGAUAUGUCUUCAUGGGCAUCAUCGAAACAUUUGCCGGGUCAAUUUACUGGUAGCACAGGAGCCCAGGUGAUGAAGGUCCACGAGUUAAACAGUGGACCCCAAUUAUGGGCCAGACGGGAUCAGCUAACUGCCACCAAGCCAGUCACUGGCGGUAUGGGCAUGGCUUUAAUGGCGAAAAUGGGUUGGAAGCCCGGUGAAGGACUCGGCCGUUGUAAAAGCGGAUCACUUCAGCCUCUUCUGCUAGACGUAAAGCUCGAUAAGCGUGGCCUGGUGUCCCGCGAGGAUAUCAAGCAAGCGCCGCCACAGCAGCAGCAGCGUAAGAACAAAGCAAAUCCAAUGGCAGGCUCUGGGAAUCCAGCGGCAUCUACAGGACCCGCUGUUCCCCAGAACAAUCAGGACAAGCAUCCUGUGUGUGUGCUCAACGAGUUGACCUCAAAGAACAAGUGGACGCCGCCUCAGUAUGUUUUGCAGCAAAACACGGGUCCCGCUCAUAUGCGCACGUUCCUCUUCUCUGUGGAGAUCAAUGGACAGAAAUAUACCCCGUCCAAUGGCUGCAAUAGCAAAAAGGAGGCCAAACUAAAUGCGGCCAAAUUAUGUCUGCAAGCUUUGGGUCUCCUGCCACCCAGCUAGUGACCGAGUGUGAAGGCAGUUAAGGUUUAAGUUUAAGAGAAUAAAUAGUUUAAUUUGUAUAUAAAAUAGCAUUAAAUCGAUUUAUUCAGUUUAUUAUAUUACAUCCUCAUUCAGAUAUAUAUGUAUAUUAAUUAGGCAGCUCCAUAAAUGACAGAAAACUCAAUUUUCUCAAAAUGUUCACUCUGGAACUCCCCUGCUCACUGGAAUACAAGCCAAAACAUUAAAAGUUGUAGUUCAUAUUUAUUUACUAUUCA